This is a messenger RNA of Chinchilla lanigera (long-tailed chinchilla), 1813 nucleotides long. It is a transcript of the gene Pglyrp2, whose product is annotated as peptidoglycan recognition protein 2. Lineage: Eukaryota; Metazoa; Chordata; Mammalia; Rodentia; Chinchillidae. Gene Ontology annotation, biological process: defense response to Gram-positive bacterium; peptidoglycan catabolic process; detection of bacterium. The record is from RefSeq and is a predicted model, not a curated record. Gene Ontology annotation, molecular function: peptidoglycan immune receptor activity; N-acetylmuramoyl-L-alanine amidase activity; peptidoglycan binding. Bases 139 to 1710 code for a protein of 523 amino acids. The transcript is spliced from 5 exons.
GAAACCGCCGUGUCAGUCACCACUGGACUUUGACAGGGGCAAGGGCUGUGCUCUGCCCUCCCACCUGUCCCCUUCCAGCGCUGCUGAGGUUCUUGCUGAGGCCAACCGGAUACGUCCCCUGGAGUCUGGAGCCCCACAAUGAGACCCCAUGGUGUCCUCUGGAUCCUGCUCGGAUUGCUGCUAUGGCCAGAGCCCAGAACAGCCUCCUUGCCUCUCGUUAUGGACUCCGUCAUCCAGGCCCUGGCUGAGCUCGAGCAGAAGGUGCCAGGGACCGAGGUCAACCAAAGUGCCUCUGCGUGGCUUCUAUCAGCCCAGAGCUCUGGGCCUGUCCAUCCCCUCCACCACCUCCUGCUGACGAUGCCAAAUCUCAAGGUCACCGAGCUGCAGCCCCCGCCACUGAACCCAGAGCUUCAGGACCUGGCUGAGGAGGUGGCCCGACACGAUGUACGGGACGGGCGGGAGUACGGGGUGGUGCUGGCACCUGAUGGCUCCACUGUGGCUGUGAAGCCUCUGUUGGCGGGACUGACGGCCGGACUACAGGUGCACAAGGUCUUAACCUUAACCUUGCCCUCGGAAAGCCUGGCCACCCCUCAGGAUGCUGAAGCCACCUCCCCUGGACCCACAGGUGCUUCUCCAGAUAUCACCCCUACAGAUGCCACAGCCACCUUACCCAAAGGCAAAACCAGAUCGCUCAGUGCUAGAGACAGCUUCCUGACGGUCACCCUCGCUGCAGACCUGGGCCUGGCCUUCCUCCAGAGUCCCCCAAACAAGAGCCUCCCGGGCCUGGGAACUGACGGCUGCUGGGACCAGCUCUCUGCCCCCCAGAACUUCACACUGCUGGACCCCAAUGCAUCCGUGCUGACCACGGCCUUCCUCAAUGGAGCCCUGGAUGGUGCCCUCCUCGCAGACUACCUGAGCAGGGCCCCUGAGCCCCAGCCAUCCCUCAGCUGCUUGCUGAGCGAAUACUAUGGAGCUGGGGUGGCUGGAGACCCCGAAUUUCGCAGCAACUUCCGGCGGCAGAAGGGGGCUAACCUGACUUCCGCCUCCAGCCUGGCCCAGCUGGUCCUGGGGACUCUUGUCCUACUACAGAGUAUGGAGCCGGGACCAGCACAGCUGCAGAACAUCAGCCAAGAACAGCUGGCCCAGGUGGCCGCCCACGCUGCCAGGGAGUUCAUGGAAGCCUUCCUGGGAUGCCCAGCCAUCCACCCUCGCUGCCGCUGGGAAGCGGCGCCCUACCGGGGCCGCCCGACGCCACUGAAGCUGCCGCUCGGGUUCUUAUACGUGCAUCACACGUUCGAACCGGCGCUACCUUGCACCACCUUCGAACGCUGCGCCGCCAACAUGCGCUCCAUGCAGCGUUUCCACCAGGACACUAGAGGCUGGGAAGACAUCGGCUACAGUUUUGUCGUGGGCUCUGAGGGCUACGUGUACGAGGGCCGAGGCUGGCACUGGGUGGGCGCACACACGCGCGGCUACAACUCCCGCGGCUUCGGCGUGGCCAUCGUGGGCGACUACACCAAGUCGUUGCCCAGCAAGGCCGCGAUGCGCACUGUGAGCGACGAGCUCCCGAGCUGCGCGGUGCGAGCCGGCCUCCUUCGGAGCGACUACCAGGUCCUGGGCUACCGCCAGCUUGUGCACACCGACUGUCCCGGCCAUGCGCUCUUCCGCCAGCUGCGCACCUGGCCGCACUUCUCCGAGACUGGAAACUAAGAACUGCCAGGAUGGCCUCUCAGAGAUCCAGGAGGGCACUGCCUCUCGUGGGCAAUUCUUCCAGCAGCUGCAGGUCUCCAAUAAAGUCACCAUAGAAAGAAAA